AGCAGCCGCAGCAGCAGCGUUGGUGCGACCAUGAGGUCAGAGGCCUUGUUACUCUACUUUACGCUACUGCAAAUAGCCGGGGCGGGCUUCCCCGAAGACAGCGAGCCUAUUAGCAUCUCACACGGCAACUACACAAAGCAGUAUCCAGCGUUUGUAGGCCACAAACCUGGCAGGAACAACACCCAGCGGCACAAACUGGACAUCCAGCUCAUCAUGAUCAUGAACAGGACGUUAUACAUCGCUGCCAGGGAUCACAUAUACACGGUGGACACAGACACUGCCAACAGUGACGAGAUCUUUUUCAGUAAGAAAAUGACAUGGAAGUCCAGACAGGCAGAUGUGGACACUUGCAGAAUGAAAGGGAAGCAUAAGGACGAGUGUCACAAUUUCAUCAAAGUCCUCCUGCAGCAAAAUGACGACACCUUGUUUGUUUGUGGAACAAAUGCUUUCAACCCCUCCUGUCGAACCUACAAGAUGGACACCCUGGAGGCUCUGGGAGAGGAGAUAAGUGGGAUGGCACGCUGCCCAUAUGAUGCCAAGCACGCCAAUGUUGCACUCUUUGCUGAUGGCAAGCUGUACUCGGCCACCGUAACAGACUUUCUUGCGAUCGAUGCGGUCAUCUAUCGUAGCCUAGGAGACAGCCCGACUCUGCGCACUGUCAAACACGACUCCAAAUGGCUGAAAGAGCCCUACUUUGUCCAGGCAGUCGAUUAUGGGGACUUCAUCUACUUCUUCUUUCGGGAAAUUGCUAUGGAGUACAACACAAUGGGAAAGGUGGUGUUUCCUCGGGUGGCCAGGGUUUGUAAGAACGACCGUGGCGGCUCUCCACGUGUCCUGGAGAAGCAGUGGACCUCAUUUCUCAAGUCUCGCCUGAACUGCUCCAUCCCUGGUGACUCCCACUUCUACUUCAACAUCCUGCAGGCUGUGACAGAUGUCAUCCACAUCAACGGGAGGGAUGUAGUGAUGGCAACCUUCUCCACACCUUACAACAGUAUCCCAGGCUCUGCAGUGUGCGCCUAUGACAUGGCGGAGGUGGCCAACACGUUCACAGGGCGUUUCAAAGAGCAGAAAUCCCCAGACUCCACCUGGACGCCUUUUCCUGAAGAGAAGGUUCCCAAGCCAAGGCCUGGCAACUGUGCUGGCACUCCAACCAUGGAGAGGUACAAGGUAUCCAACGAGUUCCCCGACGACACACUCAACUUCAUCAAGAUGCAUCCUCUGAUGGACGAGGCCGUGCCCUCCAUCGCUAACAGGCCCUGGUUCCUCAAGACCAUGGUCCGGUAUCGUCUGACUCGCAUUGUGGUGGACAAUGAGGCGGGUCCCAAUAAAAACCACACAGUGGUCUUCCUGGGAUCUGAGAGAGGCAUCAUCCUCAAAUUUCUGGCCAAGAUGAGCAACGGCUUCCUCAAUGAUAGCCUGUUUCUGGAGGAGCUCAACGUCUAUAACCCUGACAAGUGCAGUAUUGAUGGUGUGGAGGACAAGCGCAUCAUCGGCAUGCAGAUAGACAGCAAGAGUCACGCUUUGUGGGUCGCUUUCACCUCCUGUGUGGUUAAAGUACCGCUGUCCCGCUGUGAAAGGCAUGGAAGAUGCAAGAAGUCUUGUAUAGCCUCCAGGGACCCGUACUGUGGUUGGGUGCCAGAAGGAGCCUGCAGACAGGUGGUUGGCAACACCAAAUCAGCCUUUGAGCAGGACGUGGAGCAUGGUAACACAGAUGGCCUGGGAGACUGCCAAAACACCUUUGUGGCACUGAACGGCCACCAUCACCGCCACCAUCACCACACCCUCUCACUCCCCACCUCGGCCCUACCCGAGGCCGCAGAGGGCCCCCUGGGGCGGGGCCGCAUGGUGGAGCGGAAGGACCCCCCCAUGAGCUCAGACAAAGGGGAGGACCCCUACGUAGCUGUGCCCUCUCAGACUCAGCCCGAAGCCAAUGGUGUGAUCCGUGAGAGCUACCAAAAGGGUCGCGACCAGCUAGUUCCCGUGACCUUGUUGGCCAUCGCUGUCAUCCUAGCCUUUGCCAUGGGCGCCAUCUUCUCUGGUAUCAUUGUCUACUGUGUCUGUGACCACCGGCGGCGAGACAUGGACCUGACAGGCCGCAAGGAAAAGGACAGCCACCACCUUCACGCCCGCCGGGGAUCCAUGAACAGCGUGACCAAGCUGACUGGCCUGUUUGAGACACAGGCCAAAGACGGUCGCCCCGAGGCAAUCCUCACCCCUUUGAUGCACAACGGGAGACUGAAUCAGAAUGGGAAGAUGCUGAUAAAAGCGGACCAGCACCACCUGGACCUCGCUGCUCUGCCAACACCUGAAUCCACCCCCAUGCAGCCUCGUCGUAAGCCCAGCCGGGGUAGCCGGGAGUGGGAGAGGAACCAGAACCUCAUCAAUGCUUGCACCAAGGACAUGCCACCAAUGGGCUCUCCUGUUAUCUCUACAGACCUUCCCCUCAGGGCUUCACCGGGGCACAUCCCCAGCGUUGUAGUCCUGCCUCUGCCACAGCAUCAGCACCAGCUCCAGCCUCAUCUGCAGCAGCACCAGCAGUCCUACCAGCACGAGUACGUGGAGCAGCCCCACCACAGUGACCUCAGUAUGGGCCACAGUGUCAUGGACGACCAGGGGGCCACCCUGGAGUACAAGACAGUCAAGAGCCCCUGUCACAACCUCACCAUGGUUGAUCCUGAUGGGGUGAUGCCACCACGCGUGCCCCAACGAGAGGCCUCUCUCACUAUCCCUCCGGCCGUCCCACAGAUGGGCAAACGCCUGGAAGUGCACUCGUCAGUCUAUGGGCUCCGGAAGGGAUCUGCAUCUGCCGCUUCCGGAUCCUCCGUCCUCAAGAAGCACAAUACCAAUUCAUCUAACUCCUCCCAUUUGGCGAGACAUCACAGCUUCAACCGUGUGGAGACUCCUCCCCCUGCACCUCAGAGGGUGGACUCUAUACAAAUGACAGCACAGGGCAUAUCUCUGUCAAGGCAGCCUGGAAUGAGCUCAUACGGUUCACUGCCUCGAACGGGCAUCAAGUAUCUCAAGCCUGAUGUCCCCCCCAAACCCUCCGUAGUCUCACUUUCGACAAAAGUCAAGUCCAGUGACUCCUGCACAUAGUCAGCUAGUUUGCCAGUCAGUCCAAUGUGAACGGACAGUAGUGAAAGUUUUUUUCUGAAAGAGAGAAAAAACAGGGAAUACUGUACAACUUGCAUCUCCUUUUAGUGUUUUUUGUUUGUUUGUUUUUGGUGUACAGUACAGUGGAAAAUGCAACACAGUUUUUUUAAGAAAACACUUUCUUUUUAUAUAAAUAUGUAAAUAUUAUACAAAUGGUUGUCGUCAUUUCUUGCCGUCAUUGAGCUCAUGCUCUGGCUGGCUCCCAGUUCCUCUGUAAACACACAUGGGAACAUGUGCUACUGAAACAGAAGAAGAUCAUGCUGUCCUGAAUAUUUCAACCAACGGCGCCCUGUAGCAUCCAAGGCGGUGGCUCUCUUGUUCGUGGUGUCUCUGGCCACUGAGACUUGACCUGAUACUUUAUCAUGUUGGUAUAAGUACAUAAGAAGACAGCACGGGGGGUUGGAAAAUAGUUGUUGUACAGUACCUUGAGGACUUGGAAAUCUGAGCGAGCAAACACUCAGAGAGAUUGAGCUCAGACUGAAAGGACAGACAGCUGCCUGGGUUCUGUGAGAAACUGUGAAAAGCCUCUCAGUGUUACAGCAAUCAAGUCCAGCCUGGGUUUGACUGAAAGCCUGGGCCAGAGGAAUCUUCUACUGUACUGGUUACUGAAUAACACAUGACUGUUAAUACUAAUAGCUUGUUGUAUUUAUUUUUAUGAAGUGCUUUUGAAAAAAAAGACUGACUUUUUAGGCUCGGAGAGAGAGAGAGAGGACAGAGAAGAGAUCUUUUAAUAUUAAUUAAUCAAGUGUGAGAAAAAAAAAAACGUAUUUAAAGUCAUUAAACUGGAGCCUGUAGAACUUUCUUGAUGACUAAAGGUCCACUAGGUCUUACUGUGUGCUCAGCGGGACCUUCAGCUUGAGAUAUAUGUGACCUCUGUGAAGAGGAGGAGAUAUUUAUUUAAACUGUGCCAGACAGGGACUUUUACCUUCAUGGACCAGAAUUUCCAUUGUUUUAGACCAAUCAUAAAAAAGACUUCCUGAAUCUCACCCUUUCACUCCUCCAAUGAGCACCACCGCCCCCUACCCCCCCACCCCAAUCAGCACUGUGGUUUUGUGUGAGUCAGUAACAUUUGUCCUGAUUGGUUGCUGGCUUACCAGUGCCAUCAAAGCUCACUGUUGCAUGUUGCAAAUAUAAGAGAAGCAGCUGCAGCAACAGUAUGGGAAUCUGCAUACACACAUACAAAAAGAAGACGUUGCAAGCAAACAGUGCGAUGCCUCCAAUCUCGGAAAGUAUCGUCUCUUUCUUGCGGCGUCAAGCAGAUGAGCAGGUGAAAAAGAAAACUAUAAAAACAUCUGUAAUGCCUGCUUCUUUUUCCACAUGUAAAUUUGUGCCUUACACCCUAAAGUAGUGACAAUGUUUUCUUUAUUAGCUGUUAACUUUGUCUCCUUGUAGUAUUUUUUUAUUUUUCUUACGUCAUGAUAUUUCCCUGGUUUGAUAAAAUGCAAUUAAAGAAUGUAGGUGUUAUUGUUGUAAUUCUGGUCCCUAGACAUAACACACUUACAGUCCGGAGGGAAGAGAGGAAGGAGGAUUCCCUCUCUGCUUUCACUCUUUCUCUCUCUCACACACACGCACACAAACACAAACACACACACAGACAGAAACACACACACACACACAUGCACAUACACACUCAUCUUUGUGGUUCAUUUCUGAUUGUGCCAUUAAUGCGCUUAAAGCAACCCUUUAUGUUGUGCUGGCAGUGUCGAUGAAGACGUUGUGAGUGUUUUUGAUUUUAUAUUUUAUACAAUUUAAAAGUCCUGGUAUUUGUUUCUACUUUUUUUUUGCUGUCUGUUGGUUUGGAGUGAUGGUUGAUUGACUGAUUAACUGAGCAAUUAACAUUUGUUACUUGAGAAGGCCAAUGUAUGUGUAUCUUUCAGGUGCACUGCAAUAAUAUUGCAACGUCAACACUAGCAAACAUACAGUAUGCGAUACACAUAAGCACCCAGUGUACUAACACAGUUCUAGGCUUCUUUUGUGCAUCGUAACACUAACUCAGUAGGCAGUUGCAUAAACAGGCUGGUUCCUGUGAACAAAGUUGACAUUUUAAAACAAGAAUAUUAAAAAAUGUACCCUAUUUAACCCCCUUUUUUGUACGAGAAAACACAGUUUGAGGAAGUUUAGAGAUGCGUUUUUUUUUUUUGCUUCACUAACUCUCAUUAUCAAGGCCGUAUGAAUGGCUGAGAGUUUGACUAAUCUGAACUUUUUUUGCUUUCACUUCCUUUUUACUUGAGGAUUUUCAUUGACCACCUCCCCUCCAACACUUAAAUCAAUGGAGCACUCCCUUAGUGUUGUAUGUGUAGAUAGGUAAAAGUUUCCUUGAUAUCAAGCAAUUUUCUGUUUCUCAAUGGAGGAAAGCCAACUAUGUCUCAAUCCACAUCUAACGUGAGAAGGACGUGUAGGAUCUGUGACCUAACUAAUGUGUAUUGCAGGGUUUGGUUGCCAAUGACAGGGUCAUUGGCAAUAGAUUAGGUUGAAAGGAAAGUUCCCCUUCAGAAAUUUGGUCUGGGGUCAGUUGAGACAGUUAUCCCAGUGAUUACAUAAAGCUAUGAUCUUCACAGUGCAAAUGGCCCAAGAUUAGUAUGAAGGGAUGUGCUUACUCCAAACUUUCAGAAUACCACUGCAUUGUAGACUGGUUACUGGGCACUACAAGGCCCUAUUUAAACCCUCCAGUGUAUUGAGGAGUGCAUAAACCAGCAACUUUCCCAGACCUGGAAUAAUGCUGAUCUACAACUAAAUAUUUCUUGUCUUGAAAUGUUCUGUUGUGGUGGCUCUCACCUUGGAGAAUUGCCUUGUCCGCACAGAAUGUGAACAAGAAAAUCUGUUGAGGUCAGAGGGUUAAAUGUCCACAUCCUGUGUUGAUGAGUCAGUUUUGCUGUGGGUGCAUUUAAGAUUCUGUAACAUCAAGUGUUUUGAUGUCAGAGCAGGGUUUGAACAUUUUUAAAGACUUGAUUGGGUUUGACUGUGAAGUCUGCUGUGGACAGUGAGGUUCUUUGGUGUGUGCCUUUUUUGUCUUUCACCCUUGUUAUAAUACACUGCUAUUAGAUGCAAAUCGACUCUAUUCUCAACUUCUCAACCUUUUGAACUUUGUAAGCUUGUAAGAUAUUGUGACGUCACAAAGUUUUUUGCCCUACUCUCUUCACUUCCUUAACAUCUGAUUCACAGCUUAAUGUAUGUUGUAAAGAAAAAAACUCUUUAAUUUAAUGCAAAAUGUAAUUAAAAAAAUGAAAAUAAAAUUCUUGUCAUGAA
Messenger RNA from Morone saxatilis (striped sea-bass), 6399 nucleotides. It is a transcript of the gene sema6a, whose product is annotated as sema domain, transmembrane domain (TM), and cytoplasmic domain, (semaphorin) 6A. The coding region runs from base 31 to 3096 and encodes 1021 amino acids. The transcript is spliced from 18 exons. Gene Ontology annotation, molecular function: chemorepellent activity; semaphorin receptor binding. Gene Ontology annotation, biological process: semaphorin-plexin signaling pathway; positive regulation of neuron migration; negative regulation of axon extension involved in axon guidance. The record is from RefSeq and is a predicted model, not a curated record. Lineage: Eukaryota; Metazoa; Chordata; Actinopteri; Moronidae.